AUGAAUUUACGACGCUAUUCCAGUCCAACGUACACAAACCUGAAUCGUCUGAUUGCUCAGGUGGUUUCAUCAAUAACAGCAUCUCUUCGAUUUGAUGGCGCGCUUAAUGUGGACCUCACUGAAUUCCAGACGAAUCUCGUUCCUUAUCCGCGAAUCCACUUUCCCCUCGUCACCUACGCUCCCAUUAUAUCAGCGCAGCUCACCUGCCCAGUAAGCGUUCUGGCUGUGGCUCAGCAGUCAUGGUACGUUGCACCGUGA
Messenger RNA from Haemonchus placei, 258 nucleotides. The record is from the annotation of a GenBank genome assembly. NCBI's taxonomy places the organism in Eukaryota, Metazoa, Nematoda, Chromadorea, Rhabditida, Trichostrongylidae.